Messenger RNA from Periophthalmus magnuspinnatus, 4634 nucleotides. It is a transcript of the gene ephb3a, whose product is annotated as eph receptor B3a. The record is from RefSeq and is a predicted model, not a curated record. NCBI's taxonomy places the organism in Eukaryota, Metazoa, Chordata, Actinopteri, Gobiiformes, Gobiidae. Gene Ontology annotation, molecular function: ATP binding; protein binding; transmembrane-ephrin receptor activity. The transcript is spliced from 15 exons. Gene Ontology annotation, cellular component: neuron projection; plasma membrane. Gene Ontology annotation, biological process: cell surface receptor protein tyrosine kinase signaling pathway; axon guidance; protein phosphorylation. Bases 488 to 3268 code for a protein of 926 amino acids.
CCCAGCCCCCGCGGUGUACGAGUCUGUCCCACUGUUGCCAUUCCGACGCAGGUCUCACACUACUCAAGUAGAGCCAAACGCGGGAGUUGCUCUGAACGAAUCUGCGGUCUUAUCACCGUGGACCCACCGGAGUUCGCAGCCGGGUACAGCCUUUACGCACGGGGCUCUGUGGUGCCAAGAUGCGCCGCUGGACGAAGGGGCUUCGGUGUUGGUAAAGUAACAUAAAGAAGAGACUGCCAAAGGGGUACACCGUAUUGUUUACAACUCCGCGUCUACAACAGCAGUACCUGGGUGUGAAAAGAGGAUUUUUCCCAAUGAAUUUGGACAUUUUGUGAGAGGAUAUUCACGACUAUGGGGCGGUAAACGCUCCUCUCGCUGCACUAUGAGAGGAACAAAAAGCUCUUCUGCUGCUGCGGUGUGCGUCUGAGUCUCCAUCCUUCCAUCCAAGUCUACACACACUGUUCUUCAUGUUGCAAACGCCUGGUUUAUGACAAUGGAUUACUUGCUGUGGCUGUGCAGCUUCGUUGUUCCUGUGGUCCUGGCUGUAGAAGAAACCCUCAUGGACAGUCGGUGGGCAACCACAGAGCUGGCGUGGACCACGUUCCCAGAAAGCGGGUGGGAGGAGGUGAGCGGUUACGAUGACUCCAUGAGCCCCAUUCGGACCUACCAGGUGUGUAACGUCCGCCAGCCCAACCAGAACAACUGGCUCCGGACGGACUUCAUCCCCCGUAAAGGCGUGCUGCGGGUCUACGUGGAGCUCAAGUUCUCAGUGCGUGACUGUGCAAGCAUCCCCAACAUCCCCGGCUCCUGUAAAGAGACCUUCAACCUGUUUUAUUAUGAGUCUGACGGCGACACGGCCACGGACACCACCCCCCAAUGGAGAGAGAACCCAUAUGUCAAGGUGGACACCAUAGCUCCGGACGAGAGCUUCUCUCUUCUCGAGGCGGGCAGGAUAAACACCAAAGUGCGCAGUUUUGGCCCACUGUCCAAAGCUGGCUUCUACCUGGCCUUCCAAGACCUGGGCGCUUGCAUGUCUCUCAUUUCAGUCCGUGUUUUCUUCAAGAAAUGCUCCACCACUAUUGCCAACUUUGCUGUCUUCCCUGAAACGGCCACAGGAGCCGAGGCCACCUCUUUGGUGAUCGCACCUGGGGCCUGUGUUACCAAUGCCAUGGAGGUGUCCGUGCCUCUAAAGCUGUACUGCAACGGAGAUGGGGAGUGGAUGGUUCCUGUUGGAUCGUGCACGUGCAUGGCUGGCUUCGAACCCUCAUCGGACAGCACGCAGUGUCAAGCUUGUAUCCCGGGGACUUUUAAAUCCAAAUUCGGAUCGGCGUCCUGCGUCUUGUGCCCGGCCAACAGUCGCACCAGUGCCAGGGGCUCCAGCGUGUGUCCGUGCCAAAAUGGAUUCUACCGUGCUGACAGUGACCCCCCGGAGUCUGCAUGCACCACGAUCCCCUCAGCCCCUCGAAACGUCAUCUCCAGUGUGAACGAGACCUCCCUGUCCCUGGAGUGGGAGGAGCCUGAUGACAUGGGCGGGCGGAGUGACCUGGUCUAUAACGUCGUGUGUAAGAAGUGCCUUCGUGACCGGAGUCCAUGCACCCGCUGUGACGACAACGUGGACAUCGCCCCUCGCCGCCUGGGUCUGAGGCAGAGGAAGGUGGUGGUCCGAAACCUCCAGGCUCACACCAGAUACAGCUUUGAGGUCCAAGCGGUCAACGGGGUCUCCGGGAAGAACCCUACGUCACCGCGCUACUCCACUGUCAACAUUACCACCAACCAGGCUGCUCCCUCUGCGGUGCCCACUGUUCACCUGAUGCGCUCCACGGCAGACACCCUCAGUUUGUCAUGGCUGCCCCCAGAGAAGCCGAACGGGGUCAUCCUCGAUUAUGAGAUUAAAUACCACGAGAGGGGACUGGCCAUGUCUCACACAGUGACAUCCCAGCACAGCUCAGCUAAAGUGGAGGGUCUUCGUGCGGCCACCCCCUACGUGAUCCAAGUGAGGGCACGUACAGUCGCCGGUUAUGGUCGCUACAGCAACCCAAUGGACUUCAGCACCAGCCUUGAUAGUGAUCCGCAGAAGUCUGUCCAGGACCAGCUGCCACUCAUCGUUGGUUCUGCCUCCGCGGGUCUGGUGGUCAUUGUGGCGUUGGUGGUUAUCGCCAUAGUCUGCCUUAAGAAGCAGCGGAGCGGUUCCGAGCUGGAGUACACGGAGAAACUGCAGCAGUACAUUUCUCCAGGCGUUAAAGUCUACAUCGACCCCUUCACUUAUGAAGACCCUAAUGACGCUGUGCACGAGUUUGCCAAAGAAAUAGACAUCUCUUGUGUGAAAAUUGAGGAAGUCAUUGGUGCAGGUGAGUUUGGAGAGGUGUGUAGAGGUCGACUGAAGCAGGCAGGGCGUAGGGAGAUGGUAGUGGCUAUAAAGACUCUGAAAGCUGGCUACACUGAGCGCCAGAGGAGGGACUUCCUGGCGGAGGCAUCCAUCAUGGGCCAGUUUGACCAUCCCAACGUCAUCCGUCUGGAGGGUGUGCUGACCCGGAGCUGUCCCGUCCUGAUUAUUACAGAGUUCAUGGAGAACGGUGCUCUGGAUUCCUUCCUUCGGUUGAACGACGGGCGCUUCACCAUGACGCAGCUGGUGGGCAUGCUGCGUGGCAUCGCUGCGGGGAUGAAAUACCUGUCAGACAUGAACUACGUGCACAGAGACCUGGCAGCACGCAACAUCCUGGUCAACAGUAACCUGGUGUGCAAGGUGUCCGACUUUGGCCUGUCCCGUUUCCUGGAUGACACAUCUGCAGACCCCACCUACACAAGCUCCCUGGGAGGAAAGAUCCCCAUUCGGUGGACAGCUCCAGAGGCUAUUGCGUUCAGGAAAUUUACCUCCGCCAGUGAUGUGUGGAGCUAUGGCAUCGUCAUGUGGGAGGUGGUGUCCUAUGGGGAGCGGCCAUAUUGGGAUAUGAGCAACCAAGAUGUGAUGACGGCCGUGGAGCAAGACUACCGGCUCCCCCCACCCAUGGACUGUCCCAUGGUGCUGCACCAGCUCAUGUUAGAGUGUUGGAUGAAGGAGAGGAACUUAAGGCCUAAGUUCUCACGCAUCGUCAACACGUUAGACAAGCUGCUCCGCAACGCAGCCAGCCUCAAGGUGGUGACCAGCACCUACUCAGGGGACCUGUUGCGACUUGGAGGGACGCUGCCAGGACACAACAGGAAGAGUCCGGACAGCAGCCAGGAAAUAGUUCGGCAACAGAUGAGCCAAACUCUGCCCAUCAGAGUGUGAGCUGCAAAAUAAACAACACUAGAGGAUUCCCCGGAGAAGAGAAACUACCUAGAAACUCUAACACGAGAAGCCUGAUGUAAAAUAUGAGAAGAAAACGAAGAGGAGACUUAAGCUACAAAGAGACAGGACUGAUGGACGAGUCUUUCUGUGAUAAAAGGAACUAUCCAUUGAAAUGUGUGUGUUCAUUACUUGACACUUGUGGAUUUGUGACGAUCAACAUAAAAGCCAAACUUCCUUUCGCCCCUCUCAGGUUGUGUUUGCAUGUCUGCAUGAGUUUCUGCUGGUUGGGCGUCGGUCUUCCUUUUCGACUGACCACGGACGAACUUGCACACAGUACGAUUCAGUAUUUACAACCGUGCCAAGACAAAGCAUUUGUUUACUCAAUAUAAAGGACUUUAGACUUUUAAUCCAAUCAAUUUUUUACCCAACCAAUGUUUUUUUCUUCAGUGAUUUCUUUAUCUUCGACCCGCUUCCUCUAAAAUGCUGUCUUCCACCUGUGCCGGGAGAUAGAUGUAAUAAAUGUACAAAGCAUCCAAGUCUUCACACUGUCUCUGUCUGAGAGAUGCUACUGACACUGUGCAGGACACAUCGUGUGCAUGCCAAAGUGGACAAGUCUUCAUGAAAAACAAGCAAAUAUAUUAAUACUUCAGCGAUUGCUUUCAAUCUCCAAUUUUUUAAUCUUAUUUCACUCAUAUAUACGCAUUGUUUUGUAUGCUAAGUUAUUAUCAAUGUUUGCAAGGAGGUGUUUUGUGUUUUUUACUGGAAGUACUGGAUUUUUUUUUUUAUUAUAAGAUGCUUUUUCCCACCAAUAUUCAGACGGACAGUGACUUUUCCACUUGGUCAGAAUAAAAAAAAAAUGGGAUUAAUAGGGGCUCAUGCAAGUGCCAUGUUGUAUAUAUUUAAAGUUGGCAAAUGUGUUGCAGAUUAGGGGGUAUUAAAAAGGUCACUAUAUGAAAGCUUAGCGACCUUAAUAAUGACCUGACCUACAAAACAUCAGUGUAUUACAACAAAUCAUGCUACAGUUUAUUUCUCCUAACAUGAUGUAUUCCUUUGGCACGAUUGCUGUCCAGCGCAGUUCUUAAAAUACUUAAAAUACUGCCUGUAUAUAAGUCUAUUAGAACCAAUCUGCUCAGCAUAUUCGACUAUCUGACCUGACCGUGGCCUCAUGACCUGUUUCUCUGCCUGUUGAUUGUAUAGGACAGUUACACUCUAUGGACAUUAUAUCGAAAACUACAGUAAGUGUCAAAACUGAGAGAAGAAAUGUACGUCUGUUAGCGAAGCAGACUUUUCCUGUGCAAUGAAAAGUGUAAUAGAUUGUACAAAAAUUAAAAAAACACAACAAAAAUAAGGAUUUCUGUUUGAGUAU